AUGGAAAAUGUAAUUAGUAUAGUGCUCGGAAAAUUAAAUUGCUGGUUUCAGCAAUCUAAAUUUCACAUUUUUCAUCAAGAAAUGAUACAAAACAGAGUUCCCGGUACUCAGAUUUACUGGUUAGACAUAGUAUUUCGUUUUAUUCCGCUCAUCAAUAAUGAAUCAGUAUUCUUUGUAAGCUCAUAGUAAGACUUUAAGGUUUCAUAAUGGAUGCACUACUUAUUCGAUACAUUUCUUUCUAAUCUAAUUUUUACGAAAUCCCAACAAUGUUAUGAGAAGAAACCAAUAAAUUAAAGCCCUUACUGUAUCAAACUAUAUUCAGCUCUUUGGUACUUAAUGAAGCAUCAUGUACCACUGAACCUGUAAAGUCUUGAAAUUUUUUUAUCACAACCCACUGAAAUUUGAAAUAUAUGGUAAAUUAGGUAAGCGUUAUGUGGACGACAAAGUGAAUUCAAAGGUCGAUUCAUUUCUUUAUAAAAAAGCAUAAUUGACGGAGAAGUACAACUAUGAUCGUUGCCAAUACCUAUUUUCCUA
This is a messenger RNA of Heterobilharzia americana, 534 nucleotides long. The record is from the annotation of a GenBank genome assembly. NCBI's taxonomy places the organism in Eukaryota, Metazoa, Platyhelminthes, Trematoda, Strigeidida, Schistosomatidae.